AUGCAUCUUCAAGGUACCCCAAGAAUUGUGCAAAGGAAACGAGGAAUUCUACGAGCCAAACCUCACCUAGAUUCCCUGAAGGAGCACAAGUUUAGUUACUUGAACCACUUUCUACAACGAAACGGGCAAAGUGUGGACCGUUAUGUUGAAGCCGUGAUGCCUGAGGUAAAGAGAGUGAGGAAAUGUUAUGGUGGGUCUAACGAACGUUUACCAAGUGAUGAACAGCUCGUCCAAAUGCUGGUGGUGGACGGAUGCUUCAUUAUCGAGUUCCUUCUUAAGUUUGAUGAAAACCUUGGCACUCAUGAUGACCCAUUGAUUAACUCCAACGUCUUAUUCAUUAAUGCGUUGCAAAACGACCUGUUGUUAAUUGACAACCAAAUCCCAUUUUUCAUCCUUCAAAUCUUGUACAGCGUGAAAAGUUCUACGUAUAAGGACUCAUCAAAUGAAGUACUAGAAUCAGACAUGAAACUCAAACAUCUGACCCUACAGUUCUUGUAUUGUAAGUAUGGAAUGUCUGAACCGCGGGACAUAAACAUUCCCAACAUUAAUAUUGAUAUUGAUAAUGACCGGUGCCAUUUGCUGGACAUUGCCCACAGUAUUUUAUCCUCCAACAAGAACGUAGAUUAUGUGGAUAAUCUUACUAGUUCUUAUUUUGUGAACUCCGCCACAAAGCUAGAGGAAGCCAACGUUAUGUUGAAGGCGGUCAAGAAAUUUGGAAGCAUUUUUGACAUAGAAUUUGACAGAGGAAAGUUGACGAUACCAUGUUUUUCUAUAGAUGAACACUUUGAGAUUGAAAUCAAAAACUUCAUUGCUUUGGAGUUGUGUCAACACAAACCCAUAAGAAAUCAUCUAAUUGCCUCAUCUGAUGACGUCAACUUGCUUAUAAAACGUGGCAUCAUCACCAACCAUAUGAUAGAUGCUAAAUUUGUGGAUAAUAUGUUCAUGAAGUUAACCAAAAACAUUGUAACGUCAGAAAAAUAUACUUAUUCUGAAAAUUCGGAAAACUUGAAUGAGUAUUGUAAGAAUAAAAGGCACAAACAUUGGAGAACCUCGAAGGAGAAAUACUUCCAAAGCCCGUGGUCACUAAUGUCUCUUAUUGCAGCUUCGACACUCAUCGGCUUGAUUUUCAUACAAACAUUGUUUACAAUCAUUUCUAAGUGA
This is a messenger RNA of Impatiens glandulifera, 1161 nucleotides long. RefSeq names its product UPF0481 protein At3g47200-like. The transcript is spliced from 3 exons. Lineage: Eukaryota; Viridiplantae; Streptophyta; Magnoliopsida; Ericales; Balsaminaceae. The record is from RefSeq and is a predicted model, not a curated record. The coding region runs from base 1 to 1161 and encodes 386 amino acids.